Molecule: messenger RNA, 580 nt
Organism: Brassica oleracea var. oleracea
Lineage: Eukaryota; Viridiplantae; Streptophyta; Magnoliopsida; Brassicales; Brassicaceae
Product: glucosamine 6-phosphate N-acetyltransferase-like
Exons: 1
Coding region: 18-497 (159 amino acids)
Biological process (GO): UDP-N-acetylglucosamine biosynthetic process
Cellular component (GO): endoplasmic reticulum-Golgi intermediate compartment; endoplasmic reticulum; Golgi apparatus
Molecular function (GO): monosaccharide binding; glucosamine 6-phosphate N-acetyltransferase activity
Source: RefSeq, a predicted model, not a curated record
UGUCCUUUCGAUCUGCAAUGGCGGUCGCGUCUAGUUCCGACAUCACCGGAGAGAAACAGGCAUUCAAAAUCCGAAGGCUAGAGAUCUCCGACAAGAGAAAGGGAUUCAUGGAGCUUCUCGGUCAACUCACCGUCACAGGAUCAGUCACGGACGACGAAUUCGAUCAGCGUUUCAAGGAGAUCAGCUCCCACGGAGACGACCAUUUGAUCUGCGUCAUCGAAGACGAGCCGUCAGGUAGAAUCGCGGCGACGGGGAGCGUGAUGAUAGAGAAGAAGUUCCUGAGAAACUGCGGCAAAGUCGGGCACAUCGAGGACGUCGCCGUGGAUUCAGAGUUCCGCGGGAAACGUCUCGGGAAGCGAGUGGUUGAGUUUCUAACGGAUCAUUGUCGAGCCAUGGGUUGCUACAAGGUGAUUCUUGAUUGUGGCGUGGAGAAGAAAGAGUUCUACGAGAAAUGUGGGUUGGUUAAUAAAGGGAUUCAGAUGUCAAAGUACUUUUGAUUGAAUCUUUGUUUUCUUGUCCUAAUGUCUGAAACUAAAUGAGAAACAUAGUUUGGUAAUAGAAAAGGUUUACACUUUGAGAA